This is a messenger RNA of Vigna radiata var. radiata (mung bean), 1217 nucleotides long. RefSeq lists its product as uncharacterized. The record is from RefSeq and is a predicted model, not a curated record. The coding region runs from base 188 to 685 and encodes 165 amino acids. NCBI's taxonomy places the organism in Eukaryota, Viridiplantae, Streptophyta, Magnoliopsida, Fabales, Fabaceae. The transcript is spliced from 4 exons.
CCACAAGUGCCGUCUCACAUCUUACCGCUGCACCUUCACCUACUGUACAAAAUCCUUACUCCCUUCUUAUCCUUCCCUCUUGCACUCAUUUCUCUUCUUCUGCUCCUCCUUCCUCUUCUCCUCUCAGACUACCCCUCUCACUCUGUGAUAGGCAGUUCAGGUGUUCCUUGUCAAGAUCUGUGAAAAGAUGAAUAGCUACAGCUAUUAUGGAUACCAAGAGAAGAACACCUUCACAAGCUGUGAGGAGAUGAGGAUGGAAUCAGUGAUUUGCCCCAAACCUCGGCGAGUAGGUCUCAUGAACCACUCUUCCAUCAACACACACAUCAGACCCUUUAGGCACCCCAUCAGCUAUCAAUCUGAGGUGGAAGAUUCAGGAGUCGGGGCAGAGCUUUUGGACAUCAUUCUUCCCAAGGAAAGCUGCUACCUGACAAGAUCAGGAGGGCAAGUGGUAGCAUCAUCACCACCGUUUUUCUGUGGAUCUCCUCCAAGUAGGGCCUCGAAUCCUGUAAUUCAAGAUGAGCAAUUUGGUAAUGGGAAUUUUAGUCCAUUUACCGAGGCAUCCUCUUCCUCAGCUCGAGGCUGUGUUCCAAUGAAAUUUGGUCAGACUCCAGCUGCUGUGAGGAUAGAAGGUUUUGACUGUCUUAACAGAGAUAGGAGCAGCUGCAGCAUCUCUGCUGUGGCAUAAUCCAUUUUUGCACAAAAGAAAAAAUAAAAGAAAAGAGAGAAAACUAAUACAGAAGCAGAGAAAAGAUGGUAGAGGACUAAAAGUCAAUGAAGGUCAAAUAGCUGGUGACUAAUUUUUGUUUGGAAAGAGGGGCUAAUCAUGCUGUUAGAGUACUAUCUGUAUAUAUACAAGUGAUCUAUGGAUGUUUGUUUUCAGAGUCUGGUAUCGUGCAACAAGAGUGUCUUUUCUGUUGUUAUUCCUUGUGAUCAAUAAAAAAAGGACUUGGCGUUGAAAAAAUGAACAUGUCUCUUGUUAGGUUCCUAGAGUCUUACAAUUUGUUUUGUGUCACUCAGGUCCUCCCGUUGUAAUUGUAAUUUGGAGGAGAUUGAGAAAAACUAGUCUUUGGAGUUUUGUACAUUAGUUUUUUAUUAAUAUUUUGUGGGUGCCCUUUUCGGUGUUGCCUAUUUGAUAUGAUGUUAUAUUAAUCUCAAAGAGAAUCUGUGUAUUCAAGGCAACUCACCUUUGGAAAAUGUAAGAUGAUUUAUUGUAUUUA